Lentinula edodes (shiitake mushroom) is the source of this 2220-nucleotide messenger RNA. RefSeq lists its product as uncharacterized. Bases 1 to 2220 code for a protein of 739 amino acids. The record is from RefSeq and is a predicted model, not a curated record. Gene Ontology annotation, molecular function: protein binding. NCBI's taxonomy places the organism in Eukaryota, Fungi, Basidiomycota, Agaricomycetes, Agaricales, Omphalotaceae. The transcript has 15 exons.
AUGGCGAAAACGAAAACGGUCAAUGGAGUGAAAAUAUCCGUCAAAGCAGCAAAGAAAGCAAAAGCAGCACAAAAACUUGAACGACAAGAAAAGAAAAAGAACAACAACAACAAAGCAGGUGCCAAAGGGAAAGGAAAAGGAAAAGAUGGAGACGAUGAGGAUGAUUUGGAGAGCAUACUUGAGCAGAUGCGACAAGAAUGGGAAGCGGCACAUUCUGUUACAGAGGAAUUAGUUGAAGGGCCUCCGAGUCGGAGAGCUAACGCUACAUUGACGGCGUGUCCUACUGGAAAUCAUUUAUGGUUCAUUGGAGGGGAAUUUUUCAGUGAAGAUGGCAAAGCGUAUUUUUAUAACGAUGUGUUUCGGUACUCGCCAGAGAAGGACGAAUGGCGAAAAUUCGUAUCACCUACUUGCCCAGGUCCCCGGUCAGCACACGCCGUCGCGGUAACAGCAGCUGGAGGAGGGAAAUUAUUCUUGUUCGGUGGUGAAUUCUCCUCUCAAAACCAAACGACGUUCUACCACUACCGCGAUUUUUGGUGUUUCGAUAUCUCUACGCAUUCUUGGGACCGAAUCGAAACGAAAAUUAGACCGACGGCAAGGUCUGGACAUCGAAUGGCGGUUUGGAAACAUUAUAUCGUUCUUUUUGGUGGCUUUUUCGAUCCAGGCAUCACAACACGAUACCUCAAUGACCUUUGGCUAUUUGAUACGCAAGAAUACAAUUGGCGGCUGAUAGAAUACAAGCCGAACGAAAGUCGUCCUUCUCCUCGUAGUGGGUUCUCCUUCAUAGCAACUUCCGAAGGAGUCAUCCUUCACGGCGGAUACUGCAAAGAAUACUCGAAAGGCAAACGCCCUGUCGGUAUCAUGCUCGAAGACACCUGGGUCCUCAAAAUGUCUCUUCCAGAUCCGAGUGCCCAAAAUGCCAACCCCUCCUCAUCCUCUUCACCCAGUAUUCCUGCUGCAUCAACAAGCAAGAAAAAACUCCUUGCCUUAAAUUAUCCCACCGUUAAAUGGGAACGACGGAAACGUCCUUCGACGGCCUAUGCUCCGGCCUUACGGUCGGGAUGUACGAUGACGGCGUGGACAGCGAAGGAAAUGGGCGUAAUGUUCGGUGGUGUGACGGAUGAGGAUACGAAUGAGGAGACGUUGGAGAGUGUAUUUUGGAAUGAUUUGAACGCAUACCAAUGGACCGGAAAAGGCCGAUGGUUAUCUUUGACGUUGAGGAAGCCAAAGAAAAAGGCCGGUGCUGGAAGGAAAAAGCAAGGUCUUCAACCUCCCCCUCAGCGUGGCGAUGAGAGUGACGACGAACACGAAGAUUUCAAAACAUCUGCCAUCAAAGCAACACCCCAAGCACCUUCAACCGUUACCACAAAGCGACUUAUCGGAGACGACAUUGAUCCGGAUGACCCGAUACUCACCACCCCACUACCUCGAUAUAACGCAAUGCUUGCCGUGCAGAAAAAUUCCUUGUACAUUUAUGGCGGCAUAUUCGAACGCGGGUCGCGUGAAUACACUUUAGACGACUUUCACUCGAUCCAACUUGACAAAAUGGAUCGGUUCGUGUGUUUGAAGGAGAGCGGGAUCGUUAUCGAAGAGGGAGAUGAUGAAAGUGACGAGGACGACGCGGAUGGCGACGAAGAUGAAGACGAAGAAGAAGCCGAUGACGACGACGAAGAAUAUGGAUCCGACGACGAAGGAACAAUUGUUGGAAGCGUGACGACCAAAGACGAACAAGAAGAAUUAUACUAUCGCCUCAGGGAUGAUGAUGAUGACCUAGAAUCCAUCGCCACCAUCGAGGAAGAAGAAGAAUACUUCGAAGACGAGGAUGAGUUGACUACGACGAAGAAGAUUCUUAUUGCAAAGGCCGAACUCCGUUCGCAAGCUACCGCGUUCAUGGGCGUAUCAAAGGAUAACACGAGACUGCCUGAGGAUAUACUCAGUACGCCUCUACCGGGAGAAACGCUGGCUAUGUUUUAUGCUCGGUCUCGUGACUACUGGUCCCAAAAAGCUCAUAGUGCCACCGGCACCGCCUCGACCGACGCUCGAGGCAAACAACUUCGUAUCGCUGGGUUCAGUCUAGCUGAAGAACGAUACAGGGAGUACAAGCCUAUCCUGCAAGAAGUGGAAAAGAUGCUGUCAGAGGCUGGGCUUGAUGAGGAGGAGAUACGCAGGAGUGCUGCUGGUGGGGCGGAUGCAGGAUCGGGGAAAAGUAGGAAUCGUCGGUAA